This is a messenger RNA of Brettanomyces nanus, 963 nucleotides long. RefSeq lists its product as uncharacterized. Gene Ontology annotation, biological process: ergosterol biosynthetic process. The transcript has a single exon. Gene Ontology annotation, molecular function: cytochrome-b5 reductase activity, acting on NAD(P)H. Bases 1 to 963 code for a protein of 320 amino acids. The record is from RefSeq and is a predicted model, not a curated record. NCBI's taxonomy places the organism in Eukaryota, Fungi, Ascomycota, Pichiomycetes, Pichiales, Pichiaceae.
AUGCUUUAUGGUCCACCGUUCUUUCGUUAUCCGUUCGCUCAUAAACAAGGAGAUCAGUUACGAUACGCUCAUCGAGCCGCUUCUUCAUGCUACAGGACAAAGCUUGGUUACCGUUUUGGCCGUGGCAAUCCUCUUCUCCGUCUUGCAGGGUUAGGACUUGUUGGUUUUCUUGGUUUCAAGGCUCUUCACAGAUUUUAUUGGGGAAAGCCAGCUUCAUUUUCUCAGGAUGGUAUGACAGCUUUCCCAUCAUAUCUAUCUGGUGUUAGAAUGAAGUUGAUUAGCACCAAAAGUAUAACUCCCGAUGUCAAGAUGCUCAAGUUCGAAUUACCAAAGAAUUAUGAGUCUUCGGGACUUAAGCCCGGCAGUGCUGUUCUUGCUAGUAUCAAACAUUCCAAGACAGGAAAGCUUUUAAUGAGACCUUACUCUCCUAUUUAUACACCGGGAGACCAACAUCAUCUUGUUUUCGCAAUCAAAAUGCUCAACUCGCAAGGUGCCAGUGGUGCUAUGCACACCCUUUUACCAGGGGAUAUGGUGAAAUUCCGCGGUCCUAAACCAGGAAGAUCUGUCGAUCUUUCCACAAUAAGCUCAGUUAAUUUGAUUGCAGGUGGCUCUGGAAUCACUCCUCUCUAUUCCGUAUUGAAUUACUUGAUGACCGAGAAACCUGACAGCAGGGUGAAUCUUAUCUUUGCCAAUAAGUCUAUGGAUGAUAUAAUCUUCAAGAAGGAACUAGAUGCACUUCACGAACAGUAUUCAAACAGAUUUUUGGUCACAUAUGUGGUUGACCGAGAAAACACCCCUGCUACUCCAAGCACAGUGGUGGGCCGUAUAAAUCCCGACUUACUUGAGAAGACCAUCUGGAAAGAUAGUGACAUUUUUGUUUGCGGUCCUGAUGGAAUGGUGAGUGCUUUGCGAAAGCAGAUGAAUCUUGAUUCGUUCACCGAUAGAAAAGUAGUUGUUUUCUGA